UUUUAUUUAUAUACCUACAAUGUCUUCUUGUUAUUUUAAAGAAGUAAAAAAUCGAAUUAUCGAUCUCUGGAAUCUUUUUACCAUCUACAACGUUUAUUAUUAAAUUAAUAUAAUAAUAUUUAAUAAUAAUGAUAAUAAUAAUAUAAAAUGAGAUAAGACCGAAAUUUCUAAAAUAAUAACUACAAUCAAUUACGAUUAAUAGUUAGGCAUUUCUUUAUUUCAUUAUAAUGUAUUACAUUAUUAUAUUAUCUCAUCAUCAUAAUGGAUAGUAACGUAAAAGGGAGCGUAAAUGCGUUUAGAACCUGAUCUUUAUCUUUUACGCGAUGGAAAUAAUAAAAAAAAAAAAGAAAAAAAAAAGAAAAAAAAAGAAAGAAAAAAAAUAGAAAAGAAAAAAGAAAAUAAUGUUACAAUUUCGUAGCUGAAAGCAAAAUACCAUUUGAUCGGCAUCGUUUGUCUGGUAAAUUAAAUGUCACGUCAGUUGUAUACCGUACGUCCACUCGCGUUCGUCGGUUUUUUAAAAAAUUCCUCCGUCUGCAAACAGGGCAACGUUGUGACGUUAUAGACGAUGAAAAAAGAUCCCUCGAUCUUUUUUUGUUUCAAACAUUAAAGUUCUUAAUUUCUGGUUCAUAAAUCGAACAUUCUCUGUUUUUCCUUCAUUGUCGGAUCGUCAUAUGUCUAUGUUUAUCUUCAAAUAUGACAAAUUUAUUAUUACAUUCUUUUCUUUUGAAUGUUGCCGGCAACGUUUUUAUCCCUAAUGGAAGUUACGAAAAAACGAUCGACGCUACGUUAAACAUCUUAAUGUCCUGUAGGCCAGUGACCGAAAAUAAAUAUCUAUUCGCCGGCGAAUAUACCGACGUUUUAAUUAAUCAUCGCCAUUUUUUCGAACAAACUACAAUAGCCCUAGUGGCAGAAUCAAAAAAUUCGACUUUCGAUCCGUUCACUUUGGCCCAAUAUUCAUUUUUUAUUUACAAACAAACGUAUCAGAAGUUCGUAAAAUUUCUUUACAGACUUCGUAUAUUCGUCGUGAUUACUUCCUCCCAACCGAUUCUUAAAUUGACCUUGAAAAGAAUAAAGGAAACUACGUGGGCUAAUAACAACGGAUAUUAUAUUCUAAUAGAUAAGAAGACAGCGAAACGUGGUUGUGAUAACGCUAAAUCGUAUCUUUGGACAGCUUGGCAAUUUGAUAUUUUAUAUUCGAUCUUUAUCUGCGUUGAUCCUGUCGAAGGUGUUCUACUUUAUUCUUACGAUCCUUAUACAGGUGAAACGUCAAAUAAUUGGAAGGAGAUCGAAAGAAUAUCUGGACGUAAUGGACAUCCUUGGCUUUUACUUCAAAAGAGAUAUGACAAUGAAUCGACAAUUUGUGAAUUUAAAAAAAUUAAUCGAGUCAAUACAUUUCAUGGUUACGAAGUAAGAUUGUGCGCGACAAAUACACCACCAUUUUUAUAUAUACAGAAUAAUAUCACCGGAUUGGAUAAAUUUAAAGGAUAUGACAGCUUGAUAGUACAAACGAUUCUUAAAAAGCUUAACACUACUAUGAAUAUAACGGUAAAGAAUCUUAUGUUAGGUGGUAUCGAUAAAUAUGGAAGUAUGACAGACUUGUUACAAGAAAUUGCAAAUGGUAUUUGUGACGUAGGAAUGAAUUCCAGAAGUUUCACCAUGAUGUGGCAUCUGAGUUAUACCUAUCCACACGAUGAAUCUGGUUUAUGCGUUAUGUCUCAAGCAAGUAUCGAAGUUCCGGAGUUAAGAAAAUUUAUGAUGCUUUUGGCGCAACCCUUCAUGUUAGGCAUGAUGAUAUUCUGCAUAAUUACUCUUCUGAUCAUGACGAAAAGCGAUGGAUUUUUUGAAGCCUUUUUAAAUGUAGAACGUUUGGUAGUAUGCGUCGCCAUAUUGCGCCCGCCAAAAAUAAAUUCUUAUAGAAUUUAUAUCUGUAUGAUAUUUAUACUCUCCUUAACCGCAAAUGCCGUUUUUCAAAGUCAAUGGUAUACAUUACUAAUGGUGCCUCAAUUCUAUUCGAACAUUGACACUUACGAUGAUCUUAAGGAUUCUGGAUAUGAUAUAUACGGGACUAUAAGUUUCAAAGAUUUGAUCGGUGAAGAGUUGGAAUCUCGUUUUCAUGAAUCAUCUUAUUUUGAUUGCUUUGAGAUAGUUAAAAAUACAAGCAACUCUGUAUGGAUAUCGGAAUGUCUUAAUAUAUAUUACAGAUUAAUAAACGAAACAAAUCUGUACAUUUCGAAAUCUAAAGUAAGAGAAUUUGUGGCUUCGUUCAUAGCGAGAGAAAAUUGGCCGAUCUUUAAAACGUUCAAUAAACAUUUGCAAAGAUUAGUUGAAGCUGGUCUGGUCUCUAUGUGGAAAAAACAAGCUAUCGCGUUUUUGCAUCAACAAAUGCAAUUGAAAAUAAUAAGCUCGACCGAAUUUAAAGUUCUUAAAUUUAAACAUCUUGAUUUUAGUUUUUACAUACUUGCAAUAGGCAAUGCUUUUGCUAUUUUCGUUUUUCUCAUGGAAUUGAUGGUCCAUCGAUAUCGUGACAAUAUCAAUGGGAUAAUUAAAAGGAAUCGUUUGUUGAAAUCAAAUCGUGCUAAUUGUUUCAAACAAGUUCCGUCGAUAUAAAUAUUAAAAUAUUACUUAUUAGCUUUAAUCUUGAUGUUUCAAAUUGAUUCUUUUUUUCUUCUUCCUUUUUCAUUUUUUUUUUUAUUUUUUUUUUUUUUGUUUUUUUAACGAUCUAUACAAGCAAAAUGGUAAAAUCAAUCACGCUACAAUUUUAUCGAUCUCCUUUCGUGAAAUAAUUGCGACGUUAUCGUUAAGCUUUCAUACUAUCAUGUAUUAUCUCUAAAGAUUCAUAUGUAAUACUUACUUGUGAAAUUAUCCAUUGAAUAAAAUUUUUUUUUCACAAAACUAUAAUCGUUACAAUACAUAAUCAUCCUACAAUUUAAUUGAUUUCCUUAAAUAAAAUAAUAAUUGCAGUGCCAACGUAAUAACAAAUGUCUAAAGAUUUUAAUGUAUAAUAUGUAUUUUUUUGAAAUUGGAUUAGCGAUUGAGUAAAAUCGUUUCUCUUGAAAUUACAUACGAUCAUGAUAAUGUAUAAGAGUUAAAAAUAUUGCAAAAAAAUAAUAUUCUUUUCGUACUCGAGUUGUAAAGCUAAUCGAGAAUGAUCUUGUUUAUAAAAAUAAUAAUAUUCCAUUAUGUUGUUAUAUACCUUUUUGCCUUGUAUGUCGGAGAUACAGUUUUUUUUUUUUUUUUUUUGUUUUCAUUCAAUGUUACGAAACAAAUGAUACUUCAUUCGAAUUAAAUACUUGAUUAAAUAUCAAUUUUAAUAUAAUUAAUUGUUUAUAAAUGGACGUAUUAUCAAAAUUGUACGAUUCAGAAUAGAUAACAUUUUGUUAUCCUAUUGAGUGACACCGAGUGAUCAAUUCGUUGUUUUUCAAAACUUUUCAACAUUUUUACAGUAUUAAAAAUAAAACGUUCCAUUUUCUAUUUUCUUUUACUUUUUCUCAACGAUAGUUAUAGACAAAUUUUCUUCUAAUAUUUUCUAUCGUGAUAUAGCUCAAACGUUAAUACCGACAUAAGUACGUUGAUGCGUUAUAUUAUUUUCGAGAUUGAUCCAUCGAAAAUUAAAAAUUGUAUGUAUCCAAAGUUGAUCAUCAGUAUCAUCCUGAUGUUUUUAGUUACUUGUAUUGAUCCUUGGUAUCCUAAAAAAAAAGAAAAAAUGAUCUCUAGAUCUUUUGAAGUAUAACAAUAAAUCUAUCCGUUGUACAAAAUGUCAUAGAAAACUCCAUUAAGGAUCUAUCUGAUCACCAUGAUUCUAUUAUUUUUAAUAAUAAAAACAAAUAUCGAUGAUAUAAAAGAUUGAAAAUAUUUUUAGAUUAGAAAAUUUACGUGUUUGACCAUUUACAAAAAUGUCUCGUAUUCGACAAUGAUCUUUGUCUUUUUUUUGUUUUUUUUUGUUUGUUUUUUUUUUUUUUUUUUCCUUGAAAACUUAUGAAUCAUUAGAAUUACAAUAAGUACGUGAUCGAACAAGAGGAAACAAUCUGUGAGACGGAACGUUUUAAGAUUAAAUAAGAUUGGCUUCGAACAUAAUUUAUAUAUCUCCGAGUACGGACUGACGACCUUGUAUUCAACCUACGUAGUUCGUUCGGAUUGGCCAUUGAACGGACUCUAGGGUCAGUAAUCUCUUACAACGUAUGUGGCAAUGUGGAUUGACCAAGUACCAGACCACCAGAAUAGCUGGCUUGAUUUUACAAACCAGAAUGUCUGAGCCAGCGAAGGUUAAUCACAAAUCAUCGAACAAUUGUCGAUCGAUGAACGUUGCCCGAUCUCAAAUUCGUUAUCUACAUUCUUUCCUUCGACUUUGCAAUCUCUCGAUCGUCGUAAUUUUUCCUCGAACGACAUUAUCCUGAUGGAAAAAAAAAAAAGAAAAUGAAAAAACAAAGAAAAAAAAAAGAAAAAAAAAAAAAGAAAGAGAACUUUCCUGGAAAAAUUUUAAAAAGGGAAAGGAUGAGGAAAACCGAUACAACGUUUUCAAUUUAAUAUAUGUACAUCGUAUGAGAGAACGAUAGAUCGUUCUAACUCAAGGAUACGUGCGACUAUUGAUUUGGUCAAUAUUUUAUUUAAUCCUUCGCUUUUAAACAAUGUUUCUUUAUUCAGAGAGGACCUUAUCGAUCUCUGUAAAAUGAAUUAUUGUAGUAAUUUAUGUUCCUUUUUACAAUUCAUACCAUAUACACAAUAAUAAUAAUAAUAAUAAUAAUAAUAAUAAUAAUAAUAAUAAUAAUAAUAAUAAUAAUAAUAAUAAUAAUAAUAAUAAUGAUAGUAAUAAUAGUAAAAUAAUUAAUAAUGAUAAUAAUAAUAAUAAUAAUAAUAAUAAUAAUAGUAGUAGAUUAGAUUAAUUAUAAUGCAAACCUUAGGCACACAAAACAUAAAAGAAACGUGUAUUACCGUGAGAAACCAUCCUCCAAUUAAUCGACGGUAUUCGAUUAUUAUUAUCUCUCUCGCUCUCUCUCUCUCUCUCUCUCUCUCUUGUUUCAAUACGCGUACGCAUUUACAAUUUACAAACUACAAUCGAUACGAUUUUCUCUCUUUCUCUUUUCUUCUCUUUCUCUCUCUCUCUCUCUUUCUCUCUCUCUCUCUCUCUUUUUCUCUCUUUCUCAUUCUCCUAACUUAUUUCAAACCUUUCUUUCAUUUCUUUUACUCACAAACUGUGAUCAUUAUAAAGUAGGUAAAAAAGCCCUCGUUCACAAAAUAUCUUGCAAAUAUAUAGAUAUAUAUUAUAUAUGUUUAUAUAUAUAUAUAUAUAUUAUUCAUAUAUGUAUAUAUUGUCACGAUUUCUUAUCUUCCUUUCUUUCUUAUCCUACAAUUGCUAUGUCGUUUUUAUUUAUUUAUCCUUUUCUUUUUUUUUCAAACUUUCUCAUUUUCCAAUCGUUCAAACUUUCUCUCCCCAGUCCGCUCCCCCACCCCACCCCCUCGUAUAUCCCAUAAAUUAAAAAGUACGAACUCACGAAAUUUCCAGAUUGCACAGGACUUCAUUAAAGAAAAAAAAAGAAAAAAAAAAGAGAAAAAAAAAGAGAAAAAAAAUAGAAAUAAAAAUAGAAAAAAAAAAUAUAAAAAGAAAAGGAAAAGAGA
Molecule: messenger RNA, 5613 nt
Organism: Vespa crabro (European hornet)
Lineage: Eukaryota; Metazoa; Arthropoda; Insecta; Hymenoptera; Vespidae
Gene: Ir94h
Exons: 6
Coding region: 694-2607 (637 amino acids)
Source: RefSeq, a predicted model, not a curated record